GAAGGAGUCGGGACAACCUCUGGACCAGUCGAGCGCCACAGCGAUGCCUUCCAACAAAUACUCGGCCGCCAUCAUGGAGGAGAGCAACAACAUGACGGCCACGGCGGCGGUGAACGGAGACACGCCUCCAGCUGAGGGCCUAUCAGAGAACGACAGCGGCGUGGAGCUGACCAAUGAGAACAGCCCUCUGACCGCCGCCGAGCCGCCGUCCCCCUUCAGCCCCAAACAGAACGGAGACGCUGCCUCACCCCAAGACGGUAAUCAGUGUUCGAGUGGAAGCAGGAAGAGGAGCAAGAAGAGGCCGCAGGAGGAGGACGGUAGCUGGGACUCCUGCAGCGAGGAAAAGUCCUCGGGGGCAUCUCAGCUGGGUUUGAGGCAGAGACCUCAACCCAGAACCAUCUUCCAGGCCGGACUGAUGCCGCACAGCAAACCCCGAAGACAGAGCCGCAAGCAGGAGCACGGCGGCGCGACGCAGUGUGCCGGAGGCCCUCGGGGGCCGGCGGUCGGGUCCGACGGCGUCCCGGAGGCCCCUCGUCUGGAGCUGAUGGAACAGGACUCCAAAGACUCGGCUCAGAGCACCGGCACCUCGUCCAGCUCCGAGACCCAGCCAGAGUACAGCGACAACAAGGGCUUUGGCAUCGGCGAGCUGGUCUGGGGGAAGAUCAAAGGCUUCUCGUGGUGGCCGGGCAUCGUGGUGACGUGGCGAGCCACCGGCAAGCGGCAGGCGAGCCACGGCAUGAGGUGGCUGCAGUGGUUCGGGGACGGCAAGUUCUCCGAGGUUUCUGCCGACAAGCUGGACUCCAUCACCGCUUUCCCCAAGUUCUUCAGCCAGGCGUCCUACACCAAGCUGGCCUCCUACCGCAGCGCCGUGUUCCAGGCGCUGGAGAUGGCCAGCGGCCGAGCAGAGAAGACGUUUCCUCCCUGCGAGUCGGACAACCCGGAGGACCAGGUCAAGCCCAUGCUGGACUGGGCCAACGGCGGCUUCCUGCCCAAAGGCGAGGAGGGACUCAAACCCACGCACAGCGCCGACAGCAACCCUCUGGUCCACCACGUCCUCGACCUUUCCCCGCCCGACUACUUCCCGAGUCCCAAGAGGCCCAGAGUGAGUCUCUGCAAGAGCAAGGCAGCACCCGAGGAGUCCUACAGCAGAGAACAAAUGGUGAAUGAAGUUCUGAAGAAUAAAAGAAGUAUAGAAGAUUUCUGUCUCUCCUGUGGAAAGACGAGAGCGGCGACCUUCCACCCGCUGUUUGAAGGAGGCUUGUGCCAAACAUGCAAGAACAACUUCACAGAGACGCUGUUCCGCUACGACGAGGACGGAUACCAGUCGUACUGCACCAUCUGCUGCUACGGAAUGGAGGUCAUUCUGUGCGGCAACGACAGCUGCUGCAGGUCUUUCUGCGAGGACUGUCUGAACAUCCUCGUCGGCUCGGGUACGUUCGAUUCGCUGAAGGAGCUCGACCCGUGGAUCUGCUACCUGUGUCAGCCUCACGGGCCCCACGGCGCCCUGGUGCCCCGCCAGGACUGGAGCGUCCGCGUCCAGGGGAUGUUCGCCAACAACAGCGGCAUGGAGUUUGAGCCUCACCGUGUCUACCCGUCCAUUCCUGCAAACCUGCGCCGACCCGUUCGAGUUCUCUCGCUGUUUGACGGUGUCGCGACAGGCUACCUGGUUCUGAAGGAUCUCGGCUUCAAAGUGGAGAAGUACGUCGCCUCGGAGGUUUGCGAGGAUUCAAUCGCCGUGGGGACGGUCAACCAUGACAGGAAGGUCAUCCACGUCGGUGAUGUCCGGCUCAUCACCCCGGAGCUGCUCGAGGAGUGGGGUCCGUUUGAUUUGCUGAUCGGCGGCAGCCCCUGUAACGACCUCUCCAUCGUCAAUCCGAUCAGGAAGGGCCUGUAUGAGGGCACCGGCAGGCUGUUCUUCGAGUACUACCGCAUCCUGCAGCUGCUGAAGCCCAAAGAGGACGACCCCCGGCCGUUCUUCUGGCUGUUUGAGAACGUCGUCUUCAUGAACACUCACGACAAAGUCAACAUCUGCCGCUUCCUCGAGUGCAACCCGGUGCUGGUGGACGCUGUCAAAGUGAGUCCAGCCCACAGAUCUCGCUACUUCUGGGGAAACAUCCCCGGGAUGAGCAGGCCCAUUAUCGCCUCCCAGAAGGACAAGCUGAACCUCCAGGACUGUCUGGAGAUCGGCAGAGAAGCGAGGAUGACGAAGGUGAGGACGAUCACCACCAACCCCAACUCCCUGAAGCAGGGCAAAGGCGUGGCCCAGCUGCCCGUCCUGCACAACGGCAAAGAGGACAACCUCUGGAUCACCGAGCUGGAAAAGAUCUUCGGCUUCCCCAAACACUACACCGACGUCAGGAACAUGAACCGGCAGCAGAGGCAGAAGGUUCUGGGGAAGUCCUGGAGCGUCCCGGUCAUCCGCCACCUCUUCGCCCCCCUCAAGGACUACUUCGCCUGCGAGGAGCUUCCCCCUAUGAUCACCUCCUCCACCUCCUCCUCUACCUCCAGCUCCUCCAACUCCACUUCCUCCACCUCGCCGCCUUCUCCUGCCUCUCCAGAUGUGCAGCAGUCCAGAUAGGGGAGGUCGGUUUUAUUUCCUGUAGGAAGAUCUUAAAUCCAGAUCUUCAAAUCCAGAUCUUCAGUUAAUACUAGUUCUCCAGACUCUGUUUCAGGUUAAUGCGUGGCUGCCUGCUAGCUUAGCCAUUAGCCAUUAGCAUUAGCCGCUGUGAGAGAAGCUAACUUCCUGGUUUCUUGUUCAGUUUUCUCUGCUUGAGAGCCAUUUAUGAGA
Molecule: messenger RNA, 2788 nt
Organism: Stegastes partitus (bicolor damselfish)
Lineage: Eukaryota; Metazoa; Chordata; Actinopteri; Pomacentridae
Product: DNA (cytosine-5)-methyltransferase 3B-like
Exons: 21
Coding region: 44-2578 (844 amino acids)
Biological process (GO): negative regulation of transcription by RNA polymerase II
Cellular component (GO): nucleus
Molecular function (GO): DNA binding; DNA (cytosine-5-)-methyltransferase activity, acting on CpG substrates
Source: RefSeq, a predicted model, not a curated record